AGUAUAAUUUAUGAUAAUAAUAACUGGUAACACUGUUGAUCUGUCAAAAUUCAUAAUUAUUGUUUAUUUGUGUUUAGUACAAGGUAGUUGAAAUAAGGCGGUUUCCUAAAUAUUUUGAAUAUUUUAAAUACGCUUAAGAGAACCACAGAAAUGGAUGAUAAUGAUCAAAUGAUUGAAAAAUGGAUUCAAGAACAUGAUCAUUCUGUUAUACCACUUCCUGAAAUCGAAUUUGAGCCCCAUCUUCUGAUUUCUAAGGUAAGAAAACAUUACAUGGAGUAUGUCAUAAAACUACUAGCUUUAAACUAUGAAAACCACCAAAAAUUACUGAAUAAGAAUAUCUACCUCCCGAGUGCAAUUUGGCGGUGUGCUAAAAUAAUUGAGACAACUGCCGCUCAAAAUUCAAUGGUGGUUAAUUUAUACAGAAGAAAUAUUGUCACUAUGAUAAACCAGGUUAAAGCUGAUACUCAUAAAGGAAAACUGAACAAAAAAUUAUUUGAAUGUCUAAAGAAACCACCUGAAAAUGAAAAGAAGUCACAAACAACCCUAACAAUAGGAAAAGAUUGCCCUUGUGUAUGCACUUGUUAUCAAAGAAAAAAGAUUAGAAAAGAUAACCCACCCAUUGAUGAGAAUGAAACAAUAGUUUUACAAAAUAAACAUUUUGAAGGUAUAACACAAGUCAAGGCUACUCAAUUUGAUACUUGUUGUCAAACCUUAAAUGCAGAUAAAAUAAAUUUGUCAUUAACUCAAGAAUCUCAUGAUGCUGAUGAAGUAAUGCAACAAAUGGAGAAACUGUUUGAAGGAGGGGCAAAUGAUGAUGAUAUAUUUGAUGGAAUAUUUUCCAAUGCUUAUGAUGUUGCAUUUUCAGAGGAUUUAAAAAAGUUAAAUAAUGAUAUUCAAAAUAAAACAAACCAAAAUUCGUCUAUCAUAGAACAUCAUGCAGAUCAAAUUAGUUCUUUAGAUAAGAGGCUAAAUUCUCUAUCCCAAGUAUUAGAAAAAGAUACAGAGACAGAAUCACAUAGUACAAAAUGUGAAGCAACAAAAAGUAGUAAGCUGUCAAAGAAAUGGAUUUGUGAAGAAUAUUUUCUGAAAGUUAAACUUAAUGAACUACUAGACCAACUUAGAGAUUGCAAUAGAGCAAAGCUAUUAAGGAUUAAAGAUUUGUUAGCAGAUUUAUUUGGUGAUGACAGUGAUGAUGAAGGUGUUAUGUCACCCCUAGAGGAAACACCAGAAUUUAUUACUAGUUGUAAGGAGCGGAUUGCUCCGUGGGUUGUCAAACUUCUCACUCCUUAUUAUAUCAAAGGAAGGAUUAGAGGGAAAGCCCUAUUUAAGUCUCUUGCUAAACAUCUUAUUAGGUUGAUAUAUCAAUGCAGUAAAUAUCCUGAGGAAUAUGAAGUGCAAGACUUUAUACAAGAUUUCUUGAAGAAUCAUAAAAUGAUAAGAUGUGAGGCUGACUUUAAACAAUUUAGAAUAGAGAAUAUUUAAACAGAUAUUCAAAAACUAUCUAAAUUCUCCAAAUGCAUUUUCAUAAAUUUCAUAUGAUGGAUGCAAAAAAUAUUAAAUUAAAUACUUGUUAAAGAAUUUUUUUUAU
Messenger RNA from Pieris rapae (cabbage white), 1588 nucleotides. RefSeq lists its product as uncharacterized. Lineage: Eukaryota; Metazoa; Arthropoda; Insecta; Lepidoptera; Pieridae. The coding region runs from base 151 to 1482 and encodes 443 amino acids. The record is from RefSeq and is a predicted model, not a curated record. The transcript has 5 exons.